AAGAGGAUUCUAGCAGAGGAAAUGGAAAGUGCAGAGUCUCUGGGCGGCAAAAGACAUGUCUUAUUCAUGGAAUAACCUGAAAGCCAGUGCAAAUGGAGAGGAGUGAGCAAGGCUAGAAAAAUUUGAGCAAAUGAUGGUGGCAAGACAGGAGAAGUGAGGCCAUGCAGUGCCUGAAAGAUCAUGUGCGGAAAAUUACAGAGGUGUAUUCCAGAGUUGACUGUUCAUGGCACAUACAGUUGGAGGGUGCUCAUUGGCACUUAUUUUUAUCAUUGUGUUGUUGUUGGUUAAAGCAAACAUAGAUGCAUGCAGGAGAGGAGAUGUGACUGUGGAGCCUUCCCAUGUAAUUUCACUUGGAUCAGCUGUCAAUAUUUCAUGCUCUUUGAAGCCCGAACAAGGCUGCUCACAAUAUCCCGGUUUUAACAUGUUAAUCCUUUACAAGUUUAACAGAAGAAUCAAUUUUCUGCAUGGUCACUUCCUCAGUUCUCAAGUCACAGGUCUUCCUCUGGGUACAACUGUGUUUCUCUGCAAACUGGCCUGCAGCAAAAACAAGGAAUUACGAAUAUGUGGGGCAGAGAUCUCAGUUGGUGUUGUUCCAGAACAGCCUCAAAACUUAUCUUGUAUACAGAAGGGAGAACGUGGGACUGUGGCCUGCACCUGGGACAGAGGACGUGACACCCAUCUAUAUACUGCAUAUACUUUACAGUUAAAUGGACCAAAAAAUUUAACUUGGCAGAAGCAAUGUAAUGGUCAUUAUUGUGACCAUUUGGACCUUGGAGUCAACCUGACCCCUGAAUUGCCUGAAUCCAGCUACACAGCCAAGGUUACUGCUAUCAAUAGCCUUGGAACUGCUUCUUCAUUUCCAUCCACGUUUACAUUCUUGGACAUAGUGAGGCCUCUUCCUCCAUGGGACAUCAGAAUCAAAUGUGUAAACGCUUCUGUGAGCAGAUGUAUCCUUCAGUGGAACGAUGAGGGACUGGUGCUGCUUAAUCAACUCAGAUAUCGGCCCAACAGCAGUGGGGCCUGGAAAAUGGUCAGUGCUACAAAUACCAAAGGAAGACAUGAUUUGCUGGAUCUGAAACCAUUUACAGAGUAUGAAUUUCAGAUUUCCGCUAAGCUACAUCUAUAUAAAGGUAGUUGGAGUGAUUGGAGUGAAUCGGUGAGAACACAAACCCCAGAAGAAGAGCCUACAGGAACAUUGGAUGUCUGGUACAUGAAACAGCACAUUGACUACAGUAGACAACAUAUUUCUCUUUUCUGGAAGAAUAUGAGUAUAUCUGAGGCAAGAGGAAAAAUCCUCCAUUAUCACGUGACCUUGCAGGAGGUGGCAGGGGGGAAAGUCACACUACAGAACAUCACAGAACACACCUCCUGGACCUGGGUCAUUCCCAGAACUGGGAAUUGGGUUGUGACUGUGUCUGCAGCUAACUCAAAAGGCAGUUCCCUGCCCACUCGUAUUAACAUAACGGACCUGUGUGGGGCAGAGUUGCUGGCUCCUCGCCAGGUCUCUGCAAACUCGAAGGGUGUGGACAACAUUAUGGUGACAUGGGAGCCUCCCGGGAAAGCUGCACCUGCUGUCCAGGAGUAUGUGGUGGAAUGGAAGGAGCUCCAUCCCAGGGGUGGCACGCAGCCCCCUCUAAACUGGCUGCGGAGUAACCCCUCCAAUGUGUCUGCUCUGAUUUCAGAGAAUAUAAAACCCUACAGCUGUUAUGAAAUCAGUGUGUAUGCGCUGUCGGGGCACCAGAGAGGAUGCAGCUCCAUCCGGGGUAACUCUAAGCCCAAAGCACCACGGAGUGGCCCCCACAUUAAUGCCAUCUCAGAGGAAAAAGGGAGCGUGUUAAUUUCAUGGACCGAAAUUCCAGCCCAGGAGAAAAUGGGCUGCCUCCUCCAUUACAGGAUAUACUGGAAGGAACAGGACUCCAAUACCCAGCCUCAACUUUGUGAAAUUCCCUAUAGGGUAUCCCCAAAUUCACAUUCAAUAGACAACCUGCAGCCCAGUGUGACAUAUGUCCUGUGGAUGACAGCUCUGACAGCUGCUGGUGAAAGCCCCCCAGGAAAUGAGAGGGAAUUUUGUCUGCAAGGUAAAGCCAGUUGGAGUGUGUUUGUGGCACCAAGCAUUUGUGUUGCUGUCGUCAUGGUGGGCAUUUUCUCAGUGCGUUACUUCCGGCAAAAGGUAUUUGUUCUCCUUUUGGCCCUCAGACCUCAGUGGUGUAGUAAAGAAAUUCCAGACCCAGCGAACAGCACCUGGGCCAAGAAAUACUCCAUCGUGGAGGAGAAGACGCAGCUGGCCUUGGACAGGCUCCUGACAGACUGGCCCAAUCCUGAAGAACCUGAGACCCUGGUCAUCACCGAAGUCCUUCAUCAAGUGACCCCAGUCUUCAGACAUCCCUAUCACCCCAAAUGGCCAGACAAGGGACAAGGAGUCCAAGGUCACUAUAACUCUGAGGAAGACACAGGGUACAGUGCCUCAAGCCUACCACCUUCAAAAACUUUUAUAGCAGAGACGGGACAACUAGUGGAUCUGUACAAGAUGCUGGGGAGCAGGGGUCCUGACUCAAAGCCAGGACACCUAGCCAGCCCCUUGACAGUCCUUCCAGUGGACUACCUUCCCACCCAUGAGGGAUACUUACCCUCCAACAUACAGUAUCUCCCUUCACAUGAGGUUCCUAUAACUGACCCUCUGGAAGAACUAGAGACUCAGCACAUCUCUCUUUCCGUUUUCCCUUCAAGUUCCCUUCACCCGCUCACCUUCUCCUGUGAUAAGAAGCUGACUCUGGAUCGGUUAAAGAUGGGGUGCAGCUCCCUCAUCCUGUAAGUGGUAAAGCUUGGAAAGUCAAUGUGUCCCUAGUCCCCAAUGUGUCCCACCUCCCCAGCCUCCUGCUCAUGCAGGCAACACUUCUGGGUGCUGCCAUCAGGUCUGCAGCUAGAGGACAGACGAGCAGUUCAGGGUCAAUCUUGGGAACUGAGAAUUGACCUUAACCCAGAUACCUCGUCUUGCCUUCUCCAGAGCCUUAGGAUUAUGGUUAACCCUUGAACAGUGUGAGGGUUAGGGGCACAGGCUUAAAUCAGUAUGUAUUUUUUUUACUCCCCAGAAAGUUAACUGUUGGGUCUGAUGACCACUCUUAUUGAUAUUUUGUGUAUCUAUUAUAUACCGUAUUCUUACAAUAAAGCUAGAGAAAAUGUUAAGAAAAUCAUAUGGAAAAUGUAUUUAUAGUACUGUACUGUAUUCACUGAAGAAAAUCCACCUAAAUAGACCCACACAGUUCAAAUCCAUGUUGUCCAACGGUCACCUGUACACCAUGUGUACCUAGACUGCAAUCUGGGUUCCUGCAACUUUCUUGGCUCUGUUGGCCAGUAAAGCAAAAGGGUAGAGUAGAAACCAAAGCUCUUACUAGCAAUCACUAAUAGUCCAGGGGACUGUUUAUGCAGGUCAUACACCUAGGUCAGUAGCAUUCAAUAGGCCUAAGGUAGAAAUGUUAUAUAUAUCUUCACUGUUCAAUGCAGUAGAUAUGAACCACAAUGGCUACUGACCACUCUGGAAUGUGUGUAGUAGGACUGAGGGAGUAAGUGGAUUUUAAUUGUAAUUAGUCACACAUGGCUAGUGGCUACUGUAUUGGAGGGCACACAUCUGAAUGACGGAUACACUAGGAAGAUUAUAGGGAGUUUUCAAAACAGAUCAACCCAGUUUUACAGAUGAAGACAUAAAAGACUCUGAACACCAAUAUAAAAGCCCCCCCAAGAUGGUCAUGACUGUCCUUGUGAAAGCCUACACAAAUGUACCUUUUUCCUAUUGUUUUAUUUUAUCUUCACCCUCUUUCAGUGAAUCAAGAGCAGCUUGAUGGUGGAAAGUUACCAUAAACCUGCCAUUAAGACCCUGGGCCAAUAGCUUCCCCACUCUGCAAUCCAGUAUCUUGGAAAGUAGUGGGCCAAAGGCUGAUACAUUGUUUCCUCUUCCUUCUGUUGCAGCAGCUGUUGCCUUCAGGAUCAGGGAUGUCUCAGGGUCUAAGACCCAAAUCAUUAAGGUUACACUUGUGUCAUUCCCUUCUCCCCAAGGCAUCCUAUUUUUCCUUUCUCAGGAAGACUCUGAGCUGGUCCUCAGACAGCUCAAGUUGAGCCUAAAAGAUACUUUUUUUCUCAGCAUGAGAACUUGGAACAUGAUACAUGUUUUACUCAUUUAAAGCUGUGGCCCCUGGCUUAUCACCCUCCCCUACCCCAUCACUGCCUCUAUCCCUUCACUAUAGGCCCUUCUGCAAAGCUGGUGGGGAAGUCUUUCAAAAUGCUUAGUGCCCUUCCCAAAUAACAGGAUGAAAGGUCCAAGAACCUUCUUCUUAAAUCCCUGUCAAGCCCCAGGCCUACCCCCUACCCUGACCCCAACCCAAACACUGGCACCAAGACAGUGUUGGUUUACCAGAUGUCCCUCAGAGCUCUAGAAAUUGAAAUCAUGAACAUUUGCUCUUAUUCAUGUUUAAUACUUUAUUUAUGCUCCCUGCACUUCAAACAUACUUAGUUUCCUCAGGCUUUCUUUGAAAAGCUUAAGUUCCUUCCUUACAUCUCUAUUCUACUCUAUUUAGGUGCUGAGCAGCACUCUCACACAUGGUUUCUUGCAUCUCUGCAGAUUCAGUGUUGGCUUAUCUAUACCCAGGAUGUGGUGCCCCAUGUUUGACUGUUUACGAUGGGUCAUAACAGACAAGGCCACCUCCUCAGAAGCUGGCUAAUUUAUCACCUCUUGACAAUGGGAGCCAACUUCUCUUCUUGAAAUACCUGCUUUGCCUAUCUCUGAUUUUCUUUUGAUUGCCUGGUAUCCAUCUUAGUCAUUCAUCCCCUCCCCGCUUGGACCCAACACCCAGCUCUGAUCUCCUUAUUACCCCCUAGACCCUUUCCUGUCUCCAGGUGAUAUUGCAUUUGUUUUCCUAAAAAGUAAAAAAAAAAAAAAAAAAUUGAGAGACUUCCUUGACCUCUAAAGGCUCCUUCUAAGACCACAGAGGUCUCACCCUCUCAAUGCUUCCCUAAGCAUGAUGCCCAUACCACUUAUUUCCUCUACUGGACUGUAAAUAACAUGAAGGCAGGAAUGAUGGUAAUCUGCUUCUCCAGCACCAUGCCUGGUUCAUAGCAGGCUAUCAAUAGAAAGUAAGAACCAUCACCUGCCACGGCUUUCACUUGUUCCUUCUGUUCCAGAAGCCAGUCUAGCUGUGCCUGCUUCUUCUUUAUUGGGACAACUAUUUGUUUUUCAUUCCCAACAUUCUAACCUACUGUCACUAACAACAUUGCUAUAUAAUACAUGUAGCAGUAGCUCGUAUUUUAAAGACCUCUUUGGGGCAUUAGCUACUCCACUCUGCCAGAUAAAAGAUUCUCUUUUCAUGGAGAACAGAGGACGGGUAACCUUCUUCUGCCCUUGCCAAGUAGUUUGCACAGUCCCCUCAUCCUGCAGGAUGCAGUCAAAAUACCACAUCAGGUUGCCUCCUCUAACCAGGACUAGGUGAGGCUCAUGAAUAUUCAUAUGCCCAGUUUUUAUUACUCAGGAUACUUAGCUAUGAUUUUAAUCCUCACUCCUUCUGUACAUCCCAAAGUCAACCCAGAAAUCUCUGCUCUAUUGAAACACAUGAAAUUCCUUAUUCUCUGAGACCUAGAUACUACAAAUGGAGUUCAAGUUCACUCUUAGUGGAUUCAUGGGAAUCUCCACCACUAAUUCUUGUGUAGAGAUCCUUAUCUUAAAUUGCCUCUUGAAAGGGCCCUCUUUCUCAGAAGCCGGAGAUUCUAUUUCCUGGGCCUCUGUCUUAUUUGGCAAUAAAGUCUAACUAGUGUUAUCUGGUUCUUUCCCUUUACUGACUUUUCCCUUCCAUUCUGUCCUAAUUUCUCAGCUUCCAUUAAUAGCCCACAGCUGCAACUCACCAAGGCCCUCAGGCCAGUGAAAGACAUGCCAAGCUAGGCACAUUCUAUUCUAGUCAAUCCCUUAUGUUUGAUUCUUGGUUUUUCUCCAUUAGCCUCUUUUUCCUUCAUCUGAUACAGUUGUGAUCUGUUCCAAUAUUGCAGCUCAAACCCUCCAAAAAAACCCCAUUUUUCUCUUCCCAAUCUGAAGGACUCCUGGACAUUCAUAUUAUCCACCCUAUGAAAGGCUGGUAAGUGAACUCUGAAGUCACUUCUCUAACAUAACUAGAGAUCAGAAAGAUCUCCUUUCCACUAAUAAAAGAUACACAAUCAAUUGGCUGUCAACGGAAAGGAGUCAGAUCUUUACAUCACAGCCUAAAUGAGAAUCUCCAAUAAUUAACUUUGCAAAACACAUACACUAAGGUAGAUAAAAAUAUUUGCAAUAUAUGCCCAAAAUAACAAACUUAGGUGCUCUUAAGAGAUCCGUAUGAUAAAAGCCAACACUAAAGAAAAUGGACUGGACCAACUCACAACACAUGUAACUGCCCAAGAAACAUGAAAGAAACAAUCACCUGUAAUCAAAGAAAUGAAAGUUAAAUACCAUUUUUCACUUACCAAAUUAGCAAAAUCAAGGGAAAAAUUAGCCAGUAUUAAUCAGAGAAACUGGUGCUCACAACCAGGAAUAUUAGCAGGCUCCUUUCUGGAGGCAGUUGGACAAUGAUAUUCAGUAAAAUUUGAAUAAGUAAUUCCGUUGGAUAAAGGACUGAUCACAGCAUAGAUUAAAAUGGAGAGGGGGCCUAAAUGCCCUUCAGUAAGGACGUGGUUAUAGCAUAAUCCACAUAAUGAAACACUCAAUUUCAUGGAAUCUGAUUCCACCAGUUUUAGGACGCACCAUUACUUUAUGUUCUGAGUAGGAAAAACUCCUAAACUGUAAUAUUCCAUCAAUUUCUAUGAUGGACAUCCCCCCCACCAUUUUAACAUGCCUGAAAUUGGAAUGGAUUUUAGAAUUGCUGAAAAGCAUACUAUAGUCUUUAUAAAAGUAUAACAUAUUCGACAUGGAAAUGGUCAGUUACAAAAGGCUGAAGAGAAUCAUCUUUUAUAAAAUCAAUGCAAAAACAAAAACAAAAACCAACCCUGGAAGAAUAUACACCAAAAUGCUAGUGUUAUCUCCAGCCAUAGGUUUUUAAAUUACUUUUUUGCAUCCUUUUCACCAAAUACUCAUUACUUUUAUAAUUGGAUAAAGUCAAUAAAAUAUGAAGUAUUACCAAUUUCUUUCGAAGACUUGAAACAGUGGAUCUAGAGACAGACCCUACUGAGCUGAGCACUUUCUUUAAGCCCAUGCCGCUUUCAUCCUCCACCGUGUCUGGCACUUUCACUGACCAAUAGUAUUCCUGUCAGAGGGUAUAGCAGAAAAGUAAAAAAGGCAAAGUAGAUGACACACUUGGUGAGGGUGGGGGUUGGAAAUUUUAGGGUAAUAACUCAAACGAUGGAUCUUGGAAAUACAAAGUUUAUAUCACAAGCUAAUUUUUCCCAAAUCCCCCAUUUUAACAGGAAUAAUGAUCAAUAACACAUAAUACAGUCCUUAGUACAUGCAGUUUUGAAGGGUGUAAUGCAGUGCUGACUAAAGAGGUGGGGAAACAGAUACAAACUAAGUCACAUAACUAGUACAUAAUACUGGGCAGUCUUGUUUCAGAGCAUCAACUUUACUAAUUCCUUCCUAUGCAAGACUGCUCUACUAAUUUACAUCAACUGGAGUUCUGACUGUAGUUGACUUUUAAUUCCAUAAAAAUCUUUGAUGCCUAUUUUUACUAGGGAACCAAAAAAUGGCUUUUCUGUACUUUUGAAGUUCUAGAUUAUUGGUUCUUGAGAAAUCUACCUAAAACCACGGUAAAGCUUUAAUGACCAGAAAAAAUCUGGCACUCCUGAAUUUGCAAAUUUAUCUACCCAGCUAAUCUAAAUCCUAUAAUAGAAGGAACAGGUAGGCCACAGAAAGUAACACUCCCAGUAAAGUCCAUUAUUUUAAGGAAUUGAUAAAUUGAGUAUUUAAAGCUUUAAGUACAUUAUACCUUUUAAAUAGAAAAACAGCCAGAGCAAUGUGUUUUCUCUUUAAUUAAAAAACAGCUAUUACCUCACCCAACUUACCUAUUUCUUUUUCCAUAUAUGAAGGCUUUCUUGGGGUUGCAUUUGACUUAAUUUUGUUGUGAAUGUGAAUUAUUGAAACAUAAAUGCCCUUCCUCCAUUCUGUGGUAAUUGGUUCCACAUUUUGCUAGUGGCCAUUUAUAGCAGCAAAACUAGUCUUAAUUGGAUCUGCUGAGAUUUCAAUCACAUUUCUAAGAAACAUACAAACUUAUUUAUGUGCUGUCAUGGGUUCCCUUUAAAAGUCAAUUCAUGCCUUUUUUUUAAUUUCCACAAAUUUAAAUAAUUCUUGCAUAAGAGACCCUGGCCUUGCCCUAGGCAAAAGAAUGUGAGGUGAGGUUCAAAAUUCCCUUCCUUGUCACAAUUUCAGACAUUUGACUACCUAUAAGUUAAUAAUAGGACCCCAAAGAAAUACUCUUAAUAACUUAGGGAGUUCCUCAGAGAAUAAACUGUUCUCAAAAGCCCUGAAUUGUCACUGAAAAGACCUGAACGCCCCAUAGCAGAAUACUUUUACUAGUUCAAAAAACUGCAAAAACAUUCUUGCAAAAUCAGAUGAAAACCAGUAACAUAAGACACUUGUUCUUUAUGAAAAGAAAAUCUCAAUUCACCUGCUAAAGUAGCAAUGAUAGCAAACAAUGUGGCCUAUGUUAGGCUGAGGGCACAUUUCUUGUGCCACCUAAGCCAAGGAGCCUGGAGACCCCAAUCCCCAAUCCUUCCCAAACAAAAACUCUCAAGGUUGAAAAUACGGUGUCGCAAGAUUUCAUUUAGUAACAGAAAUCUUCCAUUAUUCCAUCACAGAGAGUAAAAAGAUCACUUGCCAUCUUUCCACAACACUGCAUAAAAUACUUUUAAAAAGGUUUUCUACUUGUACUACAACUUCAUUAUGACUAGAUUACUUUGCAUUCCUAUACACCCCCUUUAGUUUACCCCUCCUGGUCUAUGCAGGGUAGAUUUCAAAGCAGCUGCAAAGACAGUUUUUACAAAACACCUUUGGACCUGCUUGCAACAGACUAAAAUAACUUGCAAGGAUAAUUAAGUCAGUAAGUCAUUUCUCCAGCUACAGAUGCAAUCUUCAAAUCAAUUCAGAUUUCUUUCCUCUAAAAAUCUGCAGUUAUUUUUAAAGUCUAGUAACUCUUAAGUAGCAACACUGAUGAUCCU
Zalophus californianus (California sea lion) is the source of this 9156-nucleotide messenger RNA. It is a transcript of the gene IL12RB2, whose product is annotated as interleukin 12 receptor subunit beta 2. The transcript has 16 exons. Gene Ontology annotation, molecular function: cytokine binding; cytokine receptor activity. Gene Ontology annotation, cellular component: external side of plasma membrane; signaling receptor complex; membrane. Bases 224 to 2812 code for a protein of 862 amino acids. Lineage: Eukaryota; Metazoa; Chordata; Mammalia; Carnivora; Otariidae. The record is from RefSeq and is a predicted model, not a curated record. Gene Ontology annotation, biological process: cytokine-mediated signaling pathway.